This is a messenger RNA of Penicillium waksmanii, 867 nucleotides long. RefSeq lists its product as uncharacterized. Gene Ontology annotation, biological process: DNA replication, removal of RNA primer. The record is from RefSeq and is a predicted model, not a curated record. The coding region runs from base 1 to 867 and encodes 288 amino acids. Lineage: Eukaryota; Fungi; Ascomycota; Eurotiomycetes; Eurotiales; Aspergillaceae. The transcript has a single exon. Gene Ontology annotation, molecular function: RNA-DNA hybrid ribonuclease activity; nucleic acid binding.
AUGGACCCCCGUCCAGGCAUUGAUUCCCGUGCAGACAGCUCUGUUAUGCUUCCCAGCGGUCAGUUAGUUUGUGGCCCGCAUCGACUGGUCGUCUGCAGCCUCUGCCAUGAGGACCACAUCCUCCCCGAACAAACCUCCCUCCGCAGAAAUGGCUUGAGUAACGCUCCUAUCAGAUGCCUUGGCUACAGACCGACCGCCAAGCUUAUCCUCCCAGAAACCUUCGUUCCACCAAAUCAAGAAGAUACCCCGGAGACACUGUUCAAGGCUCAGCACGUUAGCAUGAGUCCGCCCAUAGUCCGAAAUGUGCGCCAAUCCAUCAAUGAACAGCACCUGAUCUACAUAGCCGGUGUGUGCCCAGGAAAUGGCCAAACAAACCCGAAAGCAGGCUGCGCAUACGUGUUUGCUCCUGUGUUGAAGAGAAUCGUCCGACCUUACGCAUAUGUCUCCUUCCGACUGGAGAACAAAGGUCCGACUGGAGAGUACCAUUCACAAACUAAGGAGCGUGCGGAUCUUCGUGCCGUGAUUGGUGCGUUGAGAUUCCGGUGCUGGAAGGGAAUGGAGAAUUGUUCUAGUCUCGUCAUCGCAACCGAUUCCACUUACGUGGUUGAGGGCAUCACGUCCUGGGUUAUCGACUGGUUGAACAAUGGGUGGACAACUCAAGCGAAUACCCCGGUAAAGAAUCAAGACCUCUGGAAAUAUCUUCUCAUGGAACUGGAAAACUGCUGGCUGGCGAGCGGAAUGCGUGUUCAGCUCUGGCACAUCAGCACAGUAGACAACUGGGUGGCCAACCGCGUGGCCAAAGAAGCUGUGAAUGAGCGUGGGGAAACUGAUUUCAUUCAUGAUAUUGGUCCGCUUUCGGAACUUUAA